Messenger RNA from Medicago truncatula (barrel medic), 2682 nucleotides. Its product is annotated as phosphatidylinositol 4-kinase gamma 3. The transcript is spliced from 3 exons. Bases 634 to 2373 code for a protein of 579 amino acids. Gene Ontology annotation, molecular function: protein binding. Lineage: Eukaryota; Viridiplantae; Streptophyta; Magnoliopsida; Fabales; Fabaceae. The record is from RefSeq and is a predicted model, not a curated record.
UAGCAAUAGAACCUCUCACUAUACACUACCACCACCAUAUCAUUCAAAAUCAAAACCGUGAUUUUCACUCUCUUUUCAUUUUUCAUGUAUUAUUACACGAUCCUAACUCACUGAGUCAAAUCUGAAAAACUUUCCGAUUCACAUAAAUAUGGCGCUUCAUUUCUACACUUUCUCCUUUCACCGUCUUCCUACCUGACUUUCUUCUUCGCUUCUCUGAUAACCGGACUCCUGUUUGCAAGAAAUAUAUUGUUCUCUAAAUUUUGACAUAGCAUCGAAGCUGUAGCGAUGUAAACAUAUAUCGUAUUGUCAAUAUCAAUUCAAGGAGCCAUUUGAUUUGAUCGGAGGAUUUUAGUUUCUCUACGAGUUUCAUUUUCCAGAAGUCUUGGGUUGGUUCUGAACCCUGAUUUUUGGAAAGAAACUACUAGUACAGCGCAUAUUUUAGGCUUAUUGUUCUCUGUUUACUCUACUGCUUACGUUAAGGCAUGGGCUACUUUUGCAAUAAGAGUGAAAGCCGAUCAAAGUGAUGAUAGAAAUGGGGGAAAUUAGUUAAGAUGUUUUGAUUUUAGUAUUAAUGGAAAGGUUCAUAGCUUGUUUAUUUUUGAGCCAGCAAGAUUUUGAACCUGUAAAUUGAGAAUGGCUUGUUUGGUACUUCAUCCAAUGCAUGAAAAUGGCGAAUUUACCAGUAGUUUUAGUCCUCAUAUGAGGGAGUCAAUUUUGAUUUACCUAACUGUUGGUGGAUCUGUGAUUCCCAUGCAUAUUUUGGAGACGGAUUCCAUUGCUUCGGUGAAGCUGAGAAUUCAAACCUUAGAAGGAUUUUUUGUAAAGAAACUGAAACUGGUUUUCGAAGGGAAGGAAUUGGCUCAUAACAAAUCUUGUGUCGGUGAUUAUGGUGUUGCUGAUGGAAAUGUGUUGCACUUAGUACUACGGCUUUCUGAUCUUAAAGCUAUUACUGUUAGGACUUUAAGUGGAAAGGAGUUUGGGUUUUAUGUUGAGAAGACUAGGAAUGUGGGUUAUGUGAAGCAGCAGAUUGCAAAGAAAGGGCGAGGGGUCUUCAAUCUUGCAGAUCAAGAAUUAGUAUGGGAGGGUGAGGCACUUGAAGAUCAGAGACUUAUUGAGGACAUCUGCAAGGACAACGACGCUGUGAUUCAUUUGUUGGUCAGGAUAUCAGAUUCCAAGGUAAGAACUAAACCAGUUGAGAAGGAUUUGGAGUUAUCAAUUGAGGCAUUGUUUGCACACGAUACAGUGCCAAAUUCAGCUGUGGACCAGUUAGGGCCAGUGUCUAUAACAAAUAAGGUCCUGAAGAGGAACCAAUUGACUAGAGAAUUUCUUUUGGAACCAAUUUUUAAUAAUUCCAAUAUCAAAAUUCCACCAGUGGUCCAUGAACUAAUUAAGGUUACAUUAGAGGGGUUAGAGAAAGGCCGUAAACCAAUUCGAUCUUCAGAGGGAUCAGGGGGAGCUUAUCUCAUGCAAGAUUCAUCUGGCUUAAAAUAUGUUUCAAUCUUCAAGCCUACCGAUGAGGAGCCAAUGGCAUUUAAUAAUCCCCGAGGAUUACCUAUCUCUGUGGAUGGUGAAGGGUUAAAGAAAGGCACACAAGUAGGGCAAGGUGCAUUGAGAGAAGUUGCAGCUUACAUUUUAGAUCAUCCGAGGAAAGGACCUCGCUCAUAUCAUAACAAUGAGGAGAAGGGUUUUGCUGGAGUUCCGCCAACUGUUAUGGUCAGAUGCAUGCAUGAAGGGUUCCACCAUCCUGAAGGUUAUAAGAAUGUUUCAAGUAAUGUAAAAAUAGGAUCACUUCAGAUGUUUAUGAGGAACAUUGGAAGCUGUGAAGACAUGGGCCCUAGAACAUUUCCUGUGGAAGAGGUACAUAAGAUCUCUGUGCUGGAUAUGAGGUUGGUAAAUGCAGAUAGACACGCUGGGAACAUUUUGGUUGCCAAGAAUGGAGAAGAUGGUCCAAUUGUCCUGAUUCCAAUUGAUCAUGGUUAUUGCCUGCCCAAGAGUUUUGAAGACUGCACUUUUGACUGGUUAUACUGGCCACAAGCUCAAGAGCCUUACUCCCUAGACACCACUGAGUACAUAAAAUCUCUGGAUGCAGAGGAAGAUAUUAAGCUUUUGAAGUCUCAUGGAUGGGAACUUCCGCUGGAAUGCGCCCGGAUUCUUCGUAUAUCAACCAUGCUUCUUCAGAAAGGUGCAGAAAAAGGACUCACUCCUUUCACCAUUGGAAGCAUCAUGUGUCGAGAAACACUGAAGAAAAAGUCUGUCAUUGAGCAGAUUAUUCACAAAGCAGAGGAAGCUGCACUUCCUGGAACAAGUGAAGCUAAAUUCCUUGAUCUUGUUUCAGUGAUCAUGGAUAAUCAUUUAGAAGGGCUAUUCCCAUGACUGAAUUGUAAAGUGAUGAGAUAUUGUUGUAAAGUGAGGAUGCUCCUUUCAUCUUCAACGCAGACCCCACAAUCUACUAUAAUAGACUGUAGUUAAACUUCUUCCAACCAACAACCAAGAAUUGAUGCUUGUGUUGCUAUAUUGAGUUUUGUGUUUUUUAUACUACACCUCUGGCUUCAAGGAAUGGAAAUAUGUGUGUAUAUUGACCAGGAAAGUUUAUGGAAUUUCUGUGCUUCUUGAGCCAAUAUGCAAUAUAUAUGAUAAAUGUAUUCCAAUAUAAAUAAAAUUUUCCACUCCAUGUUCUGUCAA